AUGGAUGAUCUCAUACAAGCAAUCAAAAUAUAUUCAUCGCCGCGUUUUGAAGAAGAUUUUGUGGAUCGAUUAAAUUUUCAAGCGACCACAUUUAUAUUUUUCAUUGCAACAUCGGCGAUUUUCUCUCAGACUUUCUUCGGAAAACCACUGCAAUGUUGGACACCGAAUCAAUUUCGUGGUGGAUGGGAUGAAUACACGAAUAAUUAUUGCUUGAUUGAGAAUACCUACUUUGUGCCCUAUGAGAACAGAUCAUUGCCACAAGAGAAUAAAGCGAGAGAUGACGCUGAACUGCAAUAUUAUCAGGUGACAGACGGCAUUUCUGAACAUUUUCAGUAA
Messenger RNA from Anisakis simplex (herring worm), 336 nucleotides. NCBI's taxonomy places the organism in Eukaryota, Metazoa, Nematoda, Chromadorea, Rhabditida, Anisakidae. The record is from the annotation of a GenBank genome assembly.